Pseudonaja textilis is the source of this 1344-nucleotide messenger RNA. It is a transcript of the gene GOSR1, whose product is annotated as golgi SNAP receptor complex member 1. NCBI's taxonomy places the organism in Eukaryota, Metazoa, Chordata, Lepidosauria, Squamata, Elapidae. Gene Ontology annotation, biological process: endoplasmic reticulum to Golgi vesicle-mediated transport; inter-Golgi cisterna vesicle-mediated transport; vesicle fusion. Gene Ontology annotation, cellular component: Golgi membrane; cis-Golgi network; SNARE complex. Gene Ontology annotation, molecular function: SNAP receptor activity. The record is from RefSeq and is a predicted model, not a curated record.
UCUAUGGCCGAGCGCUCUGCCGGUUUGCGUCGGGGAGGGCUGACGUUGGUCAAUAAAAAUGGCGGCGGCGGCGGCGGUGGCGGGGAGCAGCAACUAUUGGGAGGAUCUAAGGAAACAGGCCCGGCAGCUGGAAAACGAACUGGACCUCAAGCUGGUCUCCUUCAGUAAAUUGUGCACCAGCUACAGCCAUGGCAGUUCUCGCGAUGGAAGACGCGACAGGUAUAGCUCGGACACAACGCCUCUUCUGAACGGAUCCAGCCAAGACCGCAUGUUUGAAGCGAUGGCUGUGGAAAUUGAACAACUGUUGGGAAAGCUGACAGCGGUCAACGACAAAAUGGCGGAGUACACCAACAGCGCUGGUGUCCCCUCCCUCAAUGCGGCUCUGAUGCACACCUUGCAGCGGCACAGAGACAUCUUACAGGAUUACACCCAUGAAUUCCACAAAACCAAAACCAACUUCCUGGCAGUGCGGGAAAGGGAGAACCUCAUGGGCUCAGUCCGGAAAGAUAUUGAGUCAUACAAAAGCGGUUGUGGUGUCAACAACAGGCGAACAGAACUUUUCUUGAAGGAGAACGAACAUCUGCGAAACUCCGACCGGCUGAUCGAAGAGACGAUAAGCAUUGCCAUGGCCACAAAAGAAAACAUGACUUCGCAGCGAGGAAUGAUGAAAUCCAUACAGAGCAAGAUGAACACCUUGGCCAACCGUUUCCCAGCCGUGAACAGCCUCAUCCAGCGGAUCAACCUGCGGAAACGGCGCGACACCCUCAUCCUGGGGGCCGUGAUCAGCGUUUGCACCAUCCUCCUCCUCCUCUACGCUUUCCAUUGACGGAAAAUGCCGUGCGCAGAGACACUUCUGGGACCAGGUUCCAGGCGCCUGCAGAGGGGCAGGCGGACUUCUGGGGGGACGGGACCCUCCCCCCCCCUUCAAUCUGGGGACGCGGAGACCCGAGAGACCCAGGCAGGUGGACUUCCCUCCUUCCUUCCUCCACCGACGGCCGUGAAGGUGCCACGGGGUUCUCCCACGGUCCCGUUCUCCCAACGUUAAGGAAUCCUCCCCUUAAAUGUCCUUUCUCCCUUUUCUAUCGUUUUGCUCUCCCCUAAACUUAGGAGCCCGGCACACACACACACCCCCCACACACACACACCCACAAAUUCAGCCGCCGUGUUCACCUUCCAAAGGGUAAAACCUUUGCUCUGUUUUUUCCCACCUCAACCCGUCUCCCUCUCCGAUAUUUAAACGCAAUUUGCGCCCAGACAUUGCAACUUAAAAAAAAAAACAACUUUGCAACUUGAAAAACUUUUGGCCCCGACCCGGUUGAAGAUCCAAGAACCACGGAGAGAAAU